AUGCAGUUUUCACUUGCCGUUCUUGCGGCUCUGGUGCCGGCCAUCUGGGCUCAAUGCCCAAGUGUCGAAUUCAUCUACGCGCGAGCAACGACCGAACCUCCGCAGAACUAUGGAAACGACUUUGACGGAGCCGCUGCUCAGACCUGGUCCAGGGGAUAUGGAGCGGCCGGUUACUCUCUGUUCACCAACAUAACUGCCUUGAUUCCUGACGCCGCUGGACAUCCGGUCCAUUAUCCUGCAAGCAUGGGAGAUUCUAUGCCUAUUGGCGUGCAAGAUUACCUAUCACACCUUGGGGAAACCGCCCAGCGUUGCCCUGACACCAAGUUCGCCCUGGGAGGACACUCCCAAGGAGGUAUGGUCACUGUCCAAGUGAUUCCUCAAAUCCCGGCGAACAUCCUUUCUCGUGUCAUCUCAGUGACAAUGUUCGGUUCUCCGGCUUGCCCAACGCAGGUAUCUGGUCGGUGCAUGUCAUACUGCCAUAGUGGUGACUUUGUAAGUGAUAGCGCC
Molecule: messenger RNA, 507 nt
Organism: Eremomyces bilateralis CBS 781.70
Lineage: Eukaryota; Fungi; Ascomycota; Dothideomycetes; Eremomycetales; Eremomycetaceae
Product: alpha/beta-hydrolase
Exons: 4
Molecular function (GO): hydrolase activity
Source: RefSeq, a predicted model, not a curated record